This is a messenger RNA of Perca fluviatilis (European perch), 1042 nucleotides long. It is a transcript of the gene atoh1c, whose product is annotated as atonal bHLH transcription factor 1c. The coding region runs from base 348 to 962 and encodes 204 amino acids. The transcript has a single exon. Gene Ontology annotation, molecular function: protein dimerization activity. The record is from RefSeq and is a predicted model, not a curated record. NCBI's taxonomy places the organism in Eukaryota, Metazoa, Chordata, Actinopteri, Perciformes, Percidae.
CCUUCCUCUCAUCUUCCCUUCCUUCCUUCCUUCCUCUCCCUCCUUGGCCGUGCUGCUCCUCUGCUUGGCCGCCUCUAUGUAUCGGCCCACAGCGGCGCACUGAGACGCGUCUAAUCCUCUUUUGAUGAACUUGGUUAAUAGACCUCCUGCAGUGGUCUUCUGGCUCUGUUCAUUAGGCAGCACACGACCCUGUCCACGCCCCCGGGAGCACGCACUGCGCGUUCUCGCGGCUCCCAUCUCCAUAAAUUCACCCAUCAAAAGUGAAGAAAAGUUGAACGCGUGUUACUUUGUUGGAAGUUCUCCGUGAACUCACCGUCUUUGGUCUUUUGGUACAAUCUUAUAAAGUGAUGGCACCGAGUAAAAGCCUCUUCAUCUCUGUGGAGCCGGAGGGAGGAGUCGGCCCCGAGCUUCCUGCGGCUCUCCACGCCGACAUCCAGGCUCUGCUACAACGGAGCCGCGCGCAGGAGCGCCCGGGGGCCGAGCGCGCCAGACGCGUCUGCGACCACCGGGACACUCCGUGCGCCAUCGUGGAGCUCCGGCUGGGGCCCGGCGGCGGCGGCGGAGCGCUGCACUACCUUCAGCCGGACAAGUGCGCUUUGGAGCGCGCGCAGAGACGCAGACGCCUCGCUGCCAACGCCCGGGAGAGGAGGAGGAUGCUGGGGCUCAACGUCGCCUUCGACCGGCUGCGGAGCGUCAUCCCGAACCUGGAGAGCGACAAGAAGCUCUCCAAAUCGGAGACGCUCCAAAUGGCGCAGAUUUACAUCGCCACCCUCAGCGAGCUGCUCGAGGAGGGAUCCUCGGUACCGAGCCGCGCGCCACGGCCCCCCGGGGGGGCCGCUCAGCCCUCACAGGGUACCACACAUGUGGCGGGGGAGCGACCGGCUCCAGCCAGGGACUUUCACACCGGGAAGAGCAGCGCAGGCCCGGCGCGCACAGAGGAGAGAACCAACGGGACGAAAUGACAUUUAAAAACUAAAUGAAUAUUUUAAAAAAUGACUGUUUCCCCCAGUGUAUUGCAAGCCUGGUGGCCCACAGGGCCUAA